CGGGAUUCAGCGGGCGGGAAGUCAAGACCAGGUGUUAAAACCUUUCCACCCAGAGAAGCCGGGUGCUCUGAAGUCUCGCGAGAUCCUGGCGGGGCCCAAUGGAACGCGGGGCCCGGCUUAUCACUAGGGGCCUUUGUUGGGGGCGGAGUCCUGACGCUCGCUGGCCGGGAGUCGGUGCCGGGCGUAGUGGCGUUUAGGCCGAGCUGCCGCUGCGAGCGGCGAGACCGUGGCCAUGAAGGAGGAGAAGGAUCAUAGGCCCAAGGAGAAACGAGUAACCCUAUUGACCCCCCCGGGGGCCACAGGCAGCGGCGGCGGGGCUUCGGGGGACUGCCCCAAAGGGGAUGAUAAACAGGAUCGAAACAAGGAGAAGAAAGAAGCUCUGAGCAAGGUGGUAAUUCGGAGAUUACCUCCCACUUUGACCAAGGAGCAGCUUCAGGAACAUCUUCAGCCUAUGCCUGAGCAUGAUUAUUUUGAGUUUUUUUCUAAUGAUACUAGUCUGUAUCCUCAUAUGUAUGCCAGAGCAUACAUCAACUUUAAAAAUCAAGAGGACAUCAUUUUGUUCAGGGAUCGCUUUGAUGGUUAUGUAUUCCUUGACAAUAAAGGUCAGGAAUAUCCUGCUAUAGUAGAAUUUGCACCUUUUCAAAAAGCUGCAAAAAAGAAGACUAAGAAAAGAGAUACCAAAGUUGGGACUAUCGAUGAUGAUCCAGAAUAUAGAAAAUUUUUGGAAAGUUAUGCUGCAGAUAAUGAGAAAAUGACAUCUACUCCAGAGACACUGCUGGAGGAAAUAGAAGCAAAAAAUAGAGAAUUAAUAGCUAAAAAGACAACCCCACUUUUGAGCUUCCUGAAAAACAAGCAGAGAAUGAGAGAAGAAAAAAGAGAGGAAAGACGGAGGCGAGAAAUAGAAAGAAAAAGGCAAAGAGAAGAAGAAAGGAGAAAAUGGAAAGAAGAAGAAAAACGAAAAAGAAAAGAUAUAGAAAAGCUAAAGAAGAUAGACAGAAUUCCAGAAAAGGACAAAUUAAAGGAUGAACCAAAGAUUAAGGUACACAGGUUUCUGUUACAAGCUGUGAAUCAGAAAAAUCUGCUCAAGAAGCCAGAAAAAGGAGAUGAAAAAGAAUUGGACAAAAGAGACAAAGCAAAAAAAUUGGACAAAGAGAAUCUGAAUGAUGAAAGAGCUUGUGGGCAAAGUUGUUCCUUGCCCAAACGUCCCGACGGUGAACUUAAAGAAGAAAAGCCUAAGAGACCUGAAGAUGAAAUCAGCAGAGACUAUAGGGAGAGAGACCGGGAUUAUGAGAGAGAUCAAGAGCGCAUCAUGCGGGAAAGACUGAAGCGGCAGGAAGAAGAACGCCGUCGGCAGAAGGAACGCUAUGAGAAAGAGAAGCCUUUUAAAAGAAAGGAAGAAGAAGUAAAAAAAGAGAAGGAAUUACUUCGUGAUAAAGGAAAAAAGCCUGAAAGUGCAGAGUCUGUAGGUGGCUCAGACAAAACUGAAAAGAAAGAGGAAGUGGUUAAGCGAGAUCGGAUAAGAAACAAGGAUCGCCCUGCAAUGCAGCUUUACCAGCCAGGAGCUCGAAGCCGAAAUCGACUCUGUCCCCCUGAUGACGGCACCAAACCUGGAGAUUCAGUGGUAGACAGAAAGCAGGAAAGUGGUAUUAGCCAUAGGAAAGAAGGAGGAGAAGAGUGAUAAGUCCAUAUGGCCUUAGGUGUCCUGUCUAGGCAGCCAAAGAGCACAUAUUAAGCAAUCCAGAAGUGCCUUCAGGGCAAAGGAAUAGAGAGAAAGAAAGGGGGUCGCUGUGCUGGUGGGGGUACACUGCAGAGGAGUAUGUUUUGCGUCAAAGCAGGAACCGGAUUGCAGGUUCAGAUUGGAAGUACAUUUUCAUUGUUUAUGCAGUUCCUACAAAUUAAUUUUAAGCUGUUGGCAAAGAUGAUGGAGAGGACAUGCAUUACAAUUUGUAGGCAGGAAACGUCAAGUGAGGACUUAAUUAGGUAUGAUAUGGGAAGGACAUAGAGAGCUGGCUCUGAAAUCAAAAGAUUUUGUUAAUCCUGGAUUGAAUUUUCUUAAUUUGAGUGGAACAGAGUCACUUUGAAGUCUUGUUCAUGUCUAGUAAUAGUCAUUGUUGGUGGUAACUGUUGACUUUGUGUAGUAUAAAUACAACAAGCAUGUGAUCGUAGUUCAAAUAAAGUGAAUAUAACAAAAUUUCGCUUAUGCAAAAAUUUAAAUCACAUCAUGUCUCUAUCCUAAAGUAUUAGGAUUAGUUUUAGUUUUUUGUUUGCUUAUGUAAGCUUAGCAUAAAGAAUAUUUUUAAACAUCGUUUGCCUUUGGCAAUUUUUAUAUUAAUCAGAAAGAUGUAACCUUUGUUUGGUUCUUGACAAUCCAGUCUUUGUUUUACCUUAGGUCUCGUGAUGUGAGUGCAUAACCUCUCCAGGAAGGAAACUGCACCAGUAUUUGUUCCUGUUAAAAUACAACUACCUUGUUUUGUAUUGUUGUCAAUAAAGAUCAGCACCA
Molecule: messenger RNA, 2500 nt
Organism: Condylura cristata (star-nosed mole)
Lineage: Eukaryota; Metazoa; Chordata; Mammalia; Eulipotyphla; Talpidae
Gene: UPF3B
Product: UPF3 regulator of nonsense transcripts homolog B (yeast)
Exons: 11
Coding region: 233-1678 (481 amino acids)
Biological process (GO): positive regulation of translation; nuclear-transcribed mRNA catabolic process, nonsense-mediated decay
Cellular component (GO): cytoplasm; nucleolus
Molecular function (GO): mRNA binding
Source: RefSeq, a predicted model, not a curated record